GCGGCGGAGGUUGGAACAAACCGUAACAGCCCCCCAGUGGGGCUCCAUCCUCCUGCACCUUUCCGACGCAGACCUCCCAGCAGUUGCCUCCCAAGGCUCAGGCACGGGCAGGUCCAUCCCCGACUCACCUCCGCGGAGAUGCGCCCCACCUCGGGCGCCGCCCUCGCGGUGGCGGCGCUGACCGCCUCGGCGGUCCGCGCCCUGGGCGCGGGCGCCGCCGAGAGGAUCGGGGGCGGGCGCUGGCGCGUCAAGCGGCGGCGGCCGCAGCCGCCGGGGGGUGCGGAGGAGCUGGCCGGCGAGCCAGGGGCGCGGGCUACGGGCGGCGGCGGCGCGGAGUGCCCGAAGGACUACACGCACCUGCUGUCCCCCGCGGAGUCAUGCUGCAUGUCGGGAUAGUGAAGGACCCCGAGUGCUGCACCGACGAGCUGCUCGCCAGCGGGGCCUCGCCCGUGAACGUCACCCGGCCGGGCACACACUGGCACUGUGACGACUAUUACUACGACGACGACGCGGGUAGUGACGGCGGCCAGGGCGUGUGCUACGACAGCCUGAAGGGCCCCCGCGGCACGGACCAGAUGUGGGUGCCGGAUGGGGCCACGUGCGCCUCCCCCAGGAUGCUCUACAUACACGGAGGCAGCUGGAUGUACGGGUCGCCCUUCACCACUGGCUAUCCGCAGCUGGCCUCGAGGCUGGCGGCCGCCACUGGGGCGGUCGUCCUUCUGCCCGACUACCCGCUCGUGCCCGUCGGCAACUACACGUCCAUCCUGCGCCACGCGAUCGAGGCACUGCGGUGGCUGGCCGACCACGGCCCGCACGAGGGCUGCAGCUCUCACGGCAGCGCCCCCCUCUUCGUCGGCGGCGACUCCUCUGGGGGAGGGUCGGCGCUGUCCCUCGUGCUGCAGCUGCAGGCCGACCCAGACCUGCUCCCCGGCGUCCGCAUCGCCGGCGCCUUCUUCUUCAGCCCGUGGACGAAUCUCAUGUGCAACACGCCGGAGUACUACCACCACGCCUUCGCCAGGAUCUCGGACGCGGGGCUCCGGUUCGAGGACUACAGCGAGUUCGAGCAGUUCACCGGCGACAUCUUGUUCCAGUCGGUCUCGCUGGAGUCUUCCAGCGACUUCAACGGGAACGCGAUCGAGUACAUCGGCGGGAACGCCUCCCUGCAGGUCGACCCCAUCGCCUCCCCGUACUUCGCCCCUCCCCAGCACUUCGCGGGCAACCGCACGCCCGCCCUCUUCUUCGCCGUGGGGGACUCGGAGUCGAUCAUGGGAGACACGGUCCGGGUGGCGAACGCCGCUGGCAGGGCCGGCGCCGACGUGACCGUGGAGAUCCACAGCGGCAUGUGGCACGUCUUCCCGAUGUACUCGGAGGGCUGCGGCAGCGGCAGCGAGCUCUGGGCGGGCGCGCACGUGAUCAACGCCACGGGCGCCUUCGUCCGCAGGGUCGCCGCGGGCCGCCUCGAGCCCGUAGGGGACCGCCGCCCGCGCCUGCACUACCUGUACAGCCCGAACCUGGACAGGUUCGAGGAGACCGGGGAGCUGCUGCCGUACACGGUGCCGGGGCGCGAGAUGUACCACCAGGCCAUGAAGAGUCUGUCCCGCGCGCCGAUGUGGGCCGUGGUGCUGUCCUUUCUCGCCUCGGGGACGGGCGUGUUCCUGGCGGGGUGCGCGUGCGGCGGGCUCUGUGUCCACGGCGGCCAGGCAACCCUGAGGCGGGGCAGGAGGGUGGCGACGUACCGUGCCGAGAAUGGCCACCUGUACACUCGGCUGGGGGACCAGGGCGCGCUCCAGCGCAAGCGCACGUUCCUCGAAGACUUCGUGCAGGACGUUCCGUCUUCUUCGAGAUUCUGACACUGGGCCAUCACAUGAGGACCCUCUCCCGCUCGGUCAACUACCGUUGGUGGCUCCUCAGUAUAGAGCCCUUGAAACAAAAACAAAUGUGUUUCUUCCACUUGCUCUCCUCAUCACCUCUCGUGGUAUAGCACCGCAUGUGGCUUCUGUUUGAGGCGGGGGCACCCAGC
Molecule: messenger RNA, 2020 nt
Organism: Prorocentrum cordatum
Lineage: Eukaryota; Dinophyceae; Prorocentrales; Prorocentraceae
Source: the annotation of a GenBank genome assembly